AUGCGACAAGAAAAAAGAAAAUCAAGGAUUUCGUGUGACGAUAGAUAUGGUAGCUCCGCAAUUGUGUAUGGGAAAGUUUGUGACAGUUGUAUGCGACAACUUUUCUGCAGCUUAAGAUUGGCACAUUAUUUGGCUCAAUAUGGUUCAACAUUGCUUGGGAGUGUGCGAAAAAACAGAGUUGAGGUACCAGAAGAAGCCAAGCAAAUCAAAAAUUAUGACCCCAAUGAUGAUAAGAAGGCUACUACAAGAGAGGCAGAUUCAACGGAAGUGUAUACAAAGGGUGUAUGCAAAUUGCUUUCUUACUAUAACGAAAAGAAGAAGUUGGUGCUCAUUAUGACGACGAUGCAUAAUGCUAAAGAGUUGUACACCGUUCAGGAGCAAGUGAGGGGAAAGGAUGGCAAACUUGUGAGUGUACACAAACCAAAUGUGAUAAAACAAUACAAUGCGACAAUGGGAGGCGUUGAUAGUGCAGAUCAGAUGAUACAUACUUACACUUGUAGAAGGCGCACUUCAAGAUGGAAUGUGAGAAUACUUUAUGAUUUACUUGACAUCGCUGCCCUCAAUGCCUACAAGGUAUAUCAUCAUCACCACGAUAAGGUGGACAGGUUGAAUUUCCUCAAUGAAUUGACAGAGUUAUUGAUGGAAAUGGAGUAA
Molecule: messenger RNA, 654 nt
Organism: Entamoeba invadens IP1
Lineage: Eukaryota; Evosea; Mastigamoebida; Endamoebidae
Exons: 1
Coding region: 1-654 (217 amino acids)
Source: RefSeq, a predicted model, not a curated record